Messenger RNA from Gadus morhua (Atlantic cod), 1645 nucleotides. RefSeq names its product sosondowah ankyrin repeat domain family member Ab (gene sowahab). Lineage: Eukaryota; Metazoa; Chordata; Actinopteri; Gadiformes; Gadidae. The coding region runs from base 4 to 1476 and encodes 490 amino acids. Gene Ontology annotation, molecular function: protein binding. The record is from RefSeq and is a predicted model, not a curated record. The transcript has a single exon.
UGUAUGUGGAGCGGGGCGGUCGUGGCCCGUUCUGUUUUUUUUUUCCUUCCCGUUAUCAUUUAUUUUAGGUUGUUAGAAAAAAUGGCUUUAAAUCAGGACACAAUUUUAACCUUUUUAUUGGAGCACGGCGGCAAGGUUACAAACGCAGAACUGCUGAACUGUUUUAAAAGUCAAAUACACUGCGGCGAUCCCGCGGGAAAGCAACACAAUAGGGACUUGUUCAAGAAGUUGGUGAACAGCGUUGCCGUGGUCAAACAGAUCGAUGGUGUCAAGUUUGUGGUCACAAAGAAAAGAUUCCGGGACUUUGUGAAGGGAGACGGCGAAGGGCUGAAAUCGGGGGACGGUGGUGCCCAUCAAGACCCAUCACUCCGGACCGCUGCUUCGCCUCUCCACAGCACCGAUCAAGCCGAGUCUGCAGAAAUACUGCACAACAUACAAAACAACAAUGCGUGCUAUUCCUUCAAUUUAAGCGGUAAUUCCAAGGAUGACACCAUAUAUAAUCAUUCCGAGGCCAUGGCUCUACCGAUUAAUAGAAACAGCUGCACUGAAAAUGAGCAGUCACUGAAGAUCCUUAAUAUUUCAAGUGAUUACGUGUGUAUAAAAGGGGAAAGCGGUGCCGUCUUUGCUGUUGUAUCGGUGAGUUCACCCCCUCGUACCCCGAUACGACCUCAUGAUUUCAAUUCGGAGACGCCAUCUGAAUAUACAACUCCAGAUAAGCCAUUUCCAGUCAAGUCCCUGUCACAAACAGUACCAGCCGUGAACCGCUUUUGUCAAAUAUUUGAGAGGAAUACACACGCGUCGAAAUCUUGUGAAAACUUAACGGAGCUGAUGUUAAAUGGCCAGGGCUCCCCUACAGAUACGGGGUCCCAAAGCUCCAUUACGAGAAAAGUUGAGGAUUCAGAUUCCGUUCCUUUGGAUCCAAUCGCUCACGAGUGGCUGGUCAAGUGUAGUGCAGGAAUGUGGAGGCACGUUUACGGGUUGCUUUUACUGGACACACAGUUGGUGAACAAGAGAGACUUCUUGUCUGGCUUCACAGCCCUCCACUGGGCUGUAAAGGGGGGCAACGGCGAGAUGGUGCGCAAGAUCAUGGACAUCUCCAAGAGCAAAGGCACCUGCGUGGAUGUCAACAGCAAAACACACGGAGGCUACACACCUCUGCACAUCGCGGCCCUCCAUGGUCACAGUGACAUCAUCACUCUCCUGGUUCAGGGUUACGGAGCCAGGGUCAAUGUAAGGGAUAACGCUGGGAAGAAGCCCUACCACUACCUGGGGACAUGUGGGACGUUGGAACUUAAAGAGCUUCUGGGUGGGAGGCAGAGGGAACACUGCAGAGACCCAUCCGAAGAGGAGGAGUACAGAUUGCUGCUGCCUAAAGGCCUGAACACUAUCAGUAAACUGUUUCAGCCCCACAUGGGGCACCGCAGGAAACACAGACACCAGCAGCCACCAGGCUUUGCUGUUUGGGAUGGCUUUUAACAGGAUUGUAAAACAAUUGAGGUCAACAUUUAACAGUGUCAAACUUCCGACAAAUUGUCCUGGGCCUCAUUUCAAAGCGGAUUUGGUCCAUGAGUAAAUUUUUUAACAUUGUAAAAAAAUGAGUAUAGCCACUAUAGUAUGUAUAACGAUGUUUGUAUUAAAAUCUCUA